AAGCCGGUUAAAAUGGGGUUUAUAAUAGCAAAAAAAUUGCCCCAGCCUCCUGCAGUCCUGUGGUCGCACGGUCCUUCACUCCUGCGUCCUGUGCCUCGGUGCCUCCCAGACCCAGGCGGCCAGGAUCCCAGCCUCCCAGGUCCCCGGUGGCGGCAGCAGCCUCCCAGUCCCAGAUGGCCACCAGUUCUAAACCCUAGCCGCCAAACCAACACGAGCAGCUGUCGCCCUCCAGGCCGGCCGAGCGGGGCGCCGGGCACCGUCGCGCCGAGCUGAGCGGAGAGUGGAGCACCUGCACCGAGCGGCCAGCGGUGCGCCGACGCGCCGUGCGCCGAGCACCUGAGUGGCCAGCGGGGCGCCCAGCACUCGUCUAGUCGUCUUCUCUGAUUGUGAUGUCAACUCCCAACGAAAAUUAUUAUUUGAUGUUGUUGGAAUGUUAAAUUGUGAUAAAUUUCUGUUAGAAUGCUGCUGAAAUGUUGUUGUAAUUUUAGUGGGCGGGCGGAUAACAGAUAUCUGUUGGAUAACGGAUAUCCGGCGGGUACAGGUACGGAUAUAGAUCCGUAUCCACAAGCGUAAAUGGGUAUGGGUAUGUGUAUGUGUAUGGAUUGGGUUUACCUCGCGGGUAUGGAUACGCGAAACAUAUAUCCGCGUUCUACCCGCCCGAUUGCCAUCCCUAACAAUACAGGAGAAGAGAAUGGGCUUGCGCUAGGCUGAUUAAGCCUUGUGAAAACUCUGUGACAUAAGCUAGGCAGCGACAGGGGCGGAUUUGGGCCGCAACGCCAUGGACCGGGGCGUGGUCCAUAUACAGAGAUAUAGUUUGGGGUUAUGGUUCAGAAAUCUAAAAAAAAGAGCGAUACUAGACAUUUUUUAGUAGCACUCACUUAUAUACGUGUAUCAGACCGUUUGGGCCGAUUUGGAUACAGCCCAUGAAAGGAGAACAGCCCAACUUACCUCUCGCUUCAUGCGUGAGCGUGACGUUGACGGCGUAGGCUAGCGCCUAGCGCUAGACCCGCCCGCGGCCCGCCGCACCCUCGCAGUCCCGACUCCUGCACAACGACGCUGUCGAGCCUGCCUGGCGAGUGUUGUCCGGCGGCCGGCAACGGGGAAGAGAGCGUCCGACGGCGACGCACUCGAGCGGCACCCCUCCCAACUCGCUCCCUCCUCGGCCCCUGCAGCCCUGCUCCGUGGCGCGCAUCACUGGGCGGCUCGCCGUACAAUCAGCGAGCGGGUGGCGGCUACCUCCAUACUAGCAAGACUCAAUCGGCGAAGUGAGUCAGUCACUAAUCCUGGGCGUGCCUGCCAAUGAGCAAGAAGAGGAAGCAUCUGGAUCCAGCGAACUCGUUGAAAGACAGCGAACAAGUAGUCGCCUCAGAUUUCAUAAGAGGAGACGAUCUUGAUGACCUAUUAUCGAAGCUUAUCAGGAGUGUGGAGAUUGCCAAGGCUUCAAGGGGAGGCUUACCAGAAAAGAUAUGGAUGAAGCAACAAUUUGCUAUCGGCGUCAAUGAUGUCACAAGGGUUCUUGAGCGAAUGCCGCAUUCUGUCACUGCUCAUCCUGCUCAAAUGUCUAAUGAAGCACCAACUGUCUCAGGCCGACGUCAAGCUCCUUUGGUGCCAUUGCAGGCUGUCCUUGUAGCUGCCGACUGCAAUCCCAAAUGGUUAACAAAACACAUACCAACACUAGCGUCUACAAGGCAGGUACCGGUAUUGUGCGUGAAGGACAACAAGGGAGGCUCAGUAAGGUUAGGCCAUGUGGUGAAUGUCAGAACAGCCCUUGCCAUUGGAGUAAAGGCCAAAGAUAGCGUUCUCAACAAGACCAUUGAUGAGUUCCUGAAAGACAGUAAACUGGUUGCCAAUGAACCAUAAAGUAACCCCAAGUCUAGUGACACGUUUGUACUAAAAAGCCUGUACUUCCGGGCAUGCAACAUCCCAGGAUCAUCUCAUAAAUGGGUUUAAGUUUGAGAAGGGGGUCAAGUAUCUUGAGCAGAUUGUGGCAAUAUCAAUUUGGAGGGACUUCUUGAGAGAACAGUCAUGGGAAAUAGGACAGACUAUUUGUUUGGUCCGUGCAAUAUUGUUUGACUGGUGAACCUAGUUAUCCAUUGUGAUCUAGAACUUGUAUCAAACUCCAAUGUAACGAGAUGUUAGGAUCCUUGUUUAUUGGGUACAGUUUUUUCUUCUUCUCGAGGCUCGACACCGGUACAUUAAUUUUUCUUGUUUUUUAUAUUCUAUAGUAUAUAUAAUAAUGUGAAAAGGCUUAUAUUGU
This is a messenger RNA of Zea mays, 2257 nucleotides long. RefSeq names its product Ribosomal protein L7Ae/L30e/S12e/Gadd45 family protein. The record is from RefSeq and is a predicted model, not a curated record. The coding region runs from base 1300 to 1860 and encodes 186 amino acids. NCBI's taxonomy places the organism in Eukaryota, Viridiplantae, Streptophyta, Magnoliopsida, Poales, Poaceae. The transcript is spliced from 9 exons.